AUAUAUUUUAUCCACUCCUCGCUCUCUCUUGACUGUCUCUCUUCUCUUCCUUUCCCCUUUGUCGUCAACAGUGGCUACGAGUAAGUGUGUAUAGCUUCAUUCAACGUCCCACACACCCAAAAUGCACGCCAAGCCCCUCUCCCUCCUCUUUCUAUCUUCCCUCCCCUCCUUGACUGCUGCCGAAGAUGUCCUUGGCCUUUACGUCUUCCACCGUCACGGUGAUCGCACUGCCAAGGCUUGGAAGCCCGUAAACUUCACAGCUCUCGGAGCCGACGAGGUUCACUCUUCCGGUUCUUGGUAUCGCGAUACUUAUGUGAGCAAGGAUGCUUCACGGAAGAUCACCGGCCUCAGCCCCGAGUCAGCCGUCUUGUCUCAGCUAGAUGUUACUUCUCCCGCCGACGCUGUGCUCCAGAACUCUGCUCUUGUAUUCUUGCAGGGACUUUACCCUCCUACCAAGCAGUUUGAGACUCUUGCCAAUGGAUCCAAGGUCGAGGCUCCGUUCAGCGGAUAUCAAUAUAUCCCCAUUGCUGCAGUCUCUACUGCAGCUAGCGACAAGAACUCUGAGAACAGUGCUUGGCUUCAGGGCAACAGUGGUUGCACCAACGCUGAGGCUAGCUCGAAUGAUUACUUCUCCUCCCCCGAGUACGCUGGAGUAUACAAGGACUCUGAAAGCUUUUAUCAGGGCCUUCUCCCUGUCAUCAAUGGGACCUACGGCAAGGAUGAGGCCAACUUCCAGAAUGCCUAUACCAUCUUUGAUCUCAUCAAUGUUGCUCGCAUUCACAAUUCUAGCAUCUCUUCUGACGAUCUGCUCGAUGACUCCACCCUGGAAAAGCUCUACAACCUCGCUUCUAUCCAUGAGUGGAACCUCGCCUACAACAGCAGCGAGCCUGUCCGUGCCAUUUCUGGCUCUGUGCUCGCUGGCCAGAUCAUCGAGGCUCUUGAGCCCCUUGCAGAGGGUAAGAAGGGACCCAAGGUCAACAUUCAGUUCGGUGCCUACGCCGCCUUCAUGUCUUUCUUCGGUCUUGCUGGCCUCGACAAGGUUAGCUCUGACUUCAAGGGAGUCGUCGACUACGCCUCAUCUAUGGUUUUUGAGCUCGUAACCAACGCCACCAACCCUACUGCCGACGACGUCAGUGUCCGCUUCUACUUUGCCAACGGCACUGCUGCCGAACACACCCCGAAGAUGUUCCCUCUCUUCGGCAAGGAUGAGACCACCAUCUCCUGGAAGGACUUCAAGACUGGCAUGUCUGAUUUCGCCAUCGAGGACACCAAGCACUGGUGCAAGCUUUGCGGAAACCACGACGGCAACUGUGCUAGUAACUCGGAUGAUGACUCUACUUCGUCUCAAUCAAGCUCUGGCGGCUCUGGCAACGGUAUUUCGAAGCCGGUUGCUGGCGUCAUUGGCGCCCUUGUUACUCUCGUUGUCAUUUUGGGUGUCCAGGCUGCCUUUAUUUUGCUUGGCGGCCUGCGUCUUGUCAAGAAGUCGACGCUUGCAGCUGCUGGCGCGUCCCAGGCCGGAGCGGUCAAGGCGUGAAUAUGAGACGAUAGGUAGUGGGAAAGUAAAUAUUUCUUGGCCAGAAUAUACAUGACCCAUGCGAUGUUAUGAUUUUCGCUUUCAGAUACCAGAAUAGCCAUUACGCAAUGAAUUGAUGUGUCAUAUUGUAUCAAAGACAAUAUCGCCGAACUCUCAUGGCUAUGAUCCAACAAUAAUAUCCAAGAAUCGUGUCAUGCUCCCUUAUGAAGUCUAACAGGAAAUAAACAUUAAAAAUAGCCCAACCCUGGGUACUCUAGAAACGCAUCUGUUGCUUUUACCCAACUCAUGAUAUAUCGAGCAUCUUAAUUCCUCGAAACUGUUUAAACAGCUAGCGAAGGCCAGUCAUAUCAAGCAAAUCAUGGCGAUAGUAGAAUGCUCGCACCCGCUUACCGUAGAUAUCUAUAGCAAGUCAGCAUGAAAACCAACGUGCGAUCGAAACCGACUUACACAUAGG
This is a messenger RNA of Fusarium odoratissimum NRRL 54006, 1988 nucleotides long. RefSeq names its product acid phosphatase. Lineage: Eukaryota; Fungi; Ascomycota; Sordariomycetes; Hypocreales; Nectriaceae. The transcript has 2 exons. Gene Ontology annotation, biological process: dephosphorylation. Bases 122 to 1534 code for a protein of 470 amino acids. The record is from RefSeq and is a predicted model, not a curated record. Gene Ontology annotation, molecular function: phosphatase activity.